AUGUCUGUUCCGGGUGUACGUUGCGAUGAUCAUCGUCGUCGAUGGGAUAUACGUGAAUAUGAGAAGAAAGCCAGCAAUCGCAUAGAAAAUCUUCGAAGUGUAAAGAAGCAAUCAGCAGAAGACGAAGAGAGUGGUGAUGAAGCAGAAAUCGAACGAAAAGCUGUUGAGAAGAAAAUCGCUCGAACACUUCUUCAAGCUCGAGAAUUUAAAGUCGACUUAGAGUCUCGUCUAGGAAAAUCCGUCAUUGUAACAAAGGCAACAGCGCCAUCCGAUGCCGGAGGAUAUUAUUGUAACGUAUGUGAUUGCAUUGUCAAAGAUUCGAUUAAUUUUCUGGAUCAUAUUAAUGGAAAAAAGCAUCAACGAAAUAUGGGUAUGUCCAUGCGUGUCGAACGAUCGAACGUCGAUCAAGUUCGAAAACGUAUUGAGAUGAACAAAGCCAAACAAAAUCAAGUCGUAAAGGAAUACAAUUUCGAAGAACGUCUGAAAGAAGCCAAGGAAGAAGAAGAGAAAAUUAGAGCACAACGGCGCGAUAAGAAGAAAGAAAGUAAAAAACGUAAAUUAGAAGAAUAUCAAUCAUUGCAAGACGACGAUGACGCGGGUAAUGAAGAUGCUAUGGCUGCAGUCAUGGGAUUUAGUGGUUUUGGAGGAUCGAAGAAAUAA
This is a messenger RNA of Adineta ricciae, 660 nucleotides long. The record is from the annotation of a GenBank genome assembly. NCBI's taxonomy places the organism in Eukaryota, Metazoa, Rotifera, Eurotatoria, Adinetida, Adinetidae.